Molecule: messenger RNA, 2438 nt
Organism: Tarenaya hassleriana
Lineage: Eukaryota; Viridiplantae; Streptophyta; Magnoliopsida; Brassicales; Cleomaceae
Product: vacuolar-sorting receptor 1
Exons: 12
Coding region: 381-2261 (626 amino acids)
Molecular function (GO): calcium ion binding
Source: RefSeq, a predicted model, not a curated record
UUAAUUAAUCAACCCACUCUCUCUCCGUUCCUUGCUUGCUCCUUAAGGGUUCGCUGCUUGCUUCUUCCCACUCCUCUCGUGGAUCAGACCAAAUUCCUACCCACUGUCAACGGUCUCUUCGCCGCCUCUGACGGUUCCAUCCCUCCUAUUUCUAAUUUCAACCUUUCUUCUUCGAUUGUCUUAUCGUUUACGGCUAAAUAGAAUCCCGCUUUGCUCCUCGAGAGGGCUUCCAUCGCUCUUUCGAAUAUCUUUUUCAUCGUCUCUGCCAUUUUGAUUUUCUCUCUUUUCACCAUUUCCGAUCGUAAUUGCUCCUCUGGGGUAUACUUUUUGCCUCUUUUGGUGGAUCGGUUUGAUUGAACCCAAGGAGAGGCUCCAAAAUCAUGAGGGCAAAUCUAGGGUUUUUCGCCCUGUCCUUUGUUCUGAUACUGGGAACGGCACUGGGUAGAUUUGUAGUGGAGAAGAACAACCUGAAAGUGACAUCACCCGACUCGAUCAGAGGUAUUUACGAGUGUGCCAUUGGAAAUUUCGGAGUUCCGCAGUACGGAGGAACUCUGGUCGGAACCGUCGUGUAUCCCAGUUCGAACCAGAAGGCUUGUAAGAACUUCGAAGAUUUCGACGUCUCCUUCAAAUCCAAGCCUGGCCACCUUCCCACCUUUGUCCUUAUCGACCGAGGAGACUGUUAUUUCACCUUGAAGGCAUGGAAUGCACAACGAGCUGGGGCAGCUGCUAUUCUUGUUGCUGAUAACAAAGUUGAACCAUUGAUCACAAUGGAUACACCUGAAGAGGAUAAUGCUGAUGCUGAGUAUCUUGAUAAGAUCACCAUUCCCUCUGCUCUCAUCAGCAAAUCUUUGGGAGACAGCAUAAAGUCUGCUUUAUCCAGUGGGAAUAUGGUUAACAUGAAUCUAGACUGGACUGAGUCUGUUCCACAUCCCGAUGAACGUGUUGAAUAUGAACUAUGGACCAACAGCAAUGACGAGUGCGGAAAGAAAUGUGAUACCCAGAUUGAAUUUCUCAAGAAUUUCAAAGGAGCAGCUCAGAUUCUCGAGAAGGGAGGGUACACCCAAUUCACACCACACUAUAUCACCUGGUACUGCCCUGAAUCUUUCCUUCUGAGUAAGCAGUGCAAGUCUCAGUGCAUCAAUCAUGGAAGGUACUGUGCACCAGAUCCAGAGCAGGAUUUUACGAAAGGGUAUGAUGGGAAGGAUGUUGUUGUACAGAAUCUACGCCAGGUUUGCAUCUUUAAAGUGGUGAAUGACACUGGUAAGCCCUGGAUUUGGUGGGAUUACGUGACCGACUUUGCCAUCCGGUGUCCUAUGAAAGAGAAGAAGUACACUAAGGAAUGCGCAGAUGAUGUGAUCAAGUCCCUGGGUAUUGAUCUCAAGAAGGUCGACAAAUGCAUCGGAGACACUGAAGCAGAUGUGGAGAACCCAAUUCUUAAAGCAGAACAGGAGUCACAGAUAGGCAAAGGUUCUCGUGGAGAUGUGACUAUACUUCCGACACUUGUGGUGAACAACAGACAGUACAGAGGUAAAUUGGAAAAGGGCGCAGUGCUCAAAGCUAUAUGUGCGGGUUUUCAAGAGACAACGGAACCAGCAAUAUGUCUAACUGAAGAUUUAGAAACCAAUGAAUGUUUAAUAAACAAUGGUGGGUGCUGGCGAGACGGAGCUGCCAACAUUACAGCAUGCCGGGAUACUUUUCGAGGAAGAGUCUGUGAGUGCCCUACUGUUCAGGGUGUGAAAUUUGUAGGCGACGGUUACACACACUGCAAAGCCUCUGGAGCUUUGCAUUGUGGAAUCAACAAUGGGGGAUGUUGGAGAGAAACCAGGAAUGGCCACACUUACUCUGCUUGCAUCGAUGAUCAUUCUAAAGAUUGCAAAUGCCCACCUGGGUUCAAGGGUGACGGAGUGAAGAAAUGUGAAGAUGUGGAUGAGUGCAAAGAGAAGGUGGCGUGCCAGUGCCCAGAGUGCAAAUGCAAAAACACAUGGGGAAGCUAUGAAUGCAGCUGCAGCAGCGGAUUGCUUUACAUGCGUGAACACGACACUUGCAUUGGUUCAGGCAAAGUUGGAGCUACGAAGCUCAGCUGGAGCAUGCUUUGGAUUCUCAUAUUUGCGUUAGCUGCUGCCAGUCUCUCUGGAUAUGCCCUUUACAAGUACAGGAUCCGGAGUUACAUGGAUUCGGAGAUUAGGGCAAUCAUGGCGCAGUACAUGCCUUUGGACAGCCAACCCAACACGGCUUCUACUGGUCCCCAUAUGGACAUAUGACCAUCUCCCUUCCUUUAUGUAUUAUCAUAAAUCCACCCCCCGAGGCUUUUGAUACUUUUCGCCUUUAAUGUAAAUUUUAUUAGGAUACUACAAAGCCACUAAUAAGAGUCUAAGCGUGUCUAGUUGUUUGUUGUACUGGACGCAGAUUAAAAUAGAUGUGUUUAUAUUUCUGUCCUA